This is a messenger RNA of Musa acuminata subsp. malaccensis (wild Malaysian banana), 1813 nucleotides long. Its product is annotated as E3 ubiquitin-protein ligase ATL4-like. The record is from RefSeq and is a predicted model, not a curated record. NCBI's taxonomy places the organism in Eukaryota, Viridiplantae, Streptophyta, Magnoliopsida, Zingiberales, Musaceae. Gene Ontology annotation, biological process: protein ubiquitination.
GUAAAAGCCGACAAAGGAAAUCUCUCUCCUGCGCUUAUCCCCCUCCCUCGGCAUGGACUCGCCUCCGCCUCCUCCUCGAGCCCCGCCACCGCCGCUGGCUGUCGAACCCCUGACGUCGACGGAGUCUGACCGCCAGCACACUGAGGCCUCCUCCCCCUUGCCUUCUGUAAUCCUCAGCCAUAGCCUUUUUAUCAUCGCCGGCAUCAUCGUCUGCGUCAUCGUCGCCUCCUUCUCCAUCCACCUCCUCCUCCGCUUACUCUCCUGCCGUCGCCGCUCUUCCUCCGCGGUGGCCGCCUUGCCGCUGCCGCUCGCACGUUCCCUUCCCGCCUCGGGCUCCCCCUCCCUCGCCGCCGCGGCCAGUUCGGUCAUCGCCGACCAAGAGAAUGCGGCGCUCAUCGACUCCCUCCCGGUGUUCACCCUGGCCUCCGCCCUCGCCUUCCUCCCCAAGUCGUCGCUGGACUGCGCCGUCUGCCUUUCCCGGUUCCGCCCCCAGGACGAGCUCCGCCUCCUCCCGGCUUGCCGCCACGCCUUCCACUGUUUGUGCGUCGACCCUUGGCUCCGGACGACCCCUUCGUGCCCCCUCUGCCGCGCCUCCAUCUCCCUUCCCGGCCCGCCCCUCCAGCUGCUGCCUCCCGUCACCGGCGACCGGGAGCCCUCAAGGUCCGGUAGCUUCCGCAUCGAAAUCGGUAGCGUCAGCCGCCGGAGGACUCCAUCAGCGGAGGAACCGGGAAACCACCAGCAGCCACCGCUACCGCCGAACCUGAGGACGUACUCGAUAGGGUCGUCGUUCGAGUACCUGGUGGAGGAGGAGGUGGAGGCGGUGGUGGCGCGGAUCGCGAGGCGGAAGGAGAAGGUGGAGAAGCCAGGUGAAGACACGGCCCCCGCCGCCGCGGCGGACACGGCGCCUGCGGCGCCAGGGGAGGGGGUGGCUGAGGCGGCUGGGGGCGGGCGUGGGUGGCUGAAGGAGUACGUGGACCGGCUGGCCUCGUCGGCGUCGUCGUCCUUCUCUUCGCUCCGCCUCUCCGGUCGCUGGAGCCACCGCUACGACGGCGACGUCGGGCGGCAGUCGUGGGACCUGGAGGGGAGCGCACGGCGGGACGCGGAGGAGGGCGGUUACUACGCUUUCUACCGGUGGCUGAUAGGGGCAUAACCGACAUUUCAUGCUCUCUCGAUCCCCUCCUGUCACUGCCGCCACCGAAGCUUCUCUUCGGAUAACCCCCCACCCCACCCAUUCUAACCCGACGCCUACCCCUGUGUCCCUGUGUUCCCAAGUCCACCUUGGGUCGACUCGAUGGACCGAUGCCCAUCGGUGGGACCCACACCAGUUGUAAUAAACAGAAGAAAAGAAAAGAACAGAAUAACCAAAAACGAUUUGCCAGGAAAUGUUUCUGUGAUGUUGAGAAUUACUGCCACCAUGAUUCCAUUCCUCGCCGGCGCCCGAGCUUGUUUCACCAUCAGCGUCCGUGGUACAUCAAAUCCUCUGCUUCUUCUUCUUGUUGUUGUCGUUGUUGCUGUGCUUUUGUUCUUGUUGUGGGAGUCGCAAAGUAGGACGACGAGGGAGAGUUAAAGAAGAGGCGAGGGGAGGAGCAGUAAAACUGAAUAGAGUCAUGAGGAGUUUGAAUGCUCCCAUUAAUACAUGCUUCAUUACACCGCCUGGCCACCUGCACCUCAUUUAAGCCGAACAUGUGUACUCUUGCCGCGGGGUUGGUGGUGGUGGUGGUGGUGGUGGUGAUGAUCUGUUGUCUUCUCCCUCCAUCUACAACAUUAAUUACGGAUCACUGUUAAAACAAAAGGAAAGGUUAUGUUACCGGAG